Ustilago hordei is the source of this 1929-nucleotide messenger RNA. RefSeq lists its product as uncharacterized. NCBI's taxonomy places the organism in Eukaryota, Fungi, Basidiomycota, Ustilaginomycetes, Ustilaginales, Ustilaginaceae. The transcript has a single exon. The coding region runs from base 1 to 1929 and encodes 642 amino acids. The record is from RefSeq and is a predicted model, not a curated record. Gene Ontology annotation, molecular function: DNA-binding transcription factor activity, RNA polymerase II-specific; protein dimerization activity; RNA polymerase II cis-regulatory region sequence-specific DNA binding. Gene Ontology annotation, biological process: positive regulation of transcription by RNA polymerase II.
AUGGGUCGCAAGAAGAUCAAGAUCCAGCCCAUCAAGGAGGAUCGCAACCGAUCCGUCACUUACCUCAAGCGCAAAGCCGGCCUCUUCAAGAAAGCGCACGAGCUGGCUGUCUUGACCGACUCGCAAGUCGCAGUCAUCGUCUUUGGCCACAAUGGCAAACUCGCCGAGUUCUGCUCUACCGACAUUGAUCUCCUUCUGUUGCGCUACACUGAAUACGAAGGCCCGGCAGAACGAAAAGGACCGCAGCAUUACUUGCACCUUGACAAGGAUUCCGACGAUAACGACGGCGACAACGGCGACAACGGCGACAACGGCGACAACGGCGACAACGACACUGCCAGCCGUGAUGGGCCAGACGAUGAUUUUCAUUUCGGCGGUCACAGUGGUGCCAAUGGCCGAGGUCCCAGCGCAAGUGGAGCCAAUGGCAGCCACGCUAGAAGAGUGACUGGCGUUAAGCGCAAAGCUGAACCUCUUUCCCCACAGCGCAACAACCGCACACUUGGCUCGAAUCGCAUGCUUGCAGCACAAGAUCUGGGCGCAUUUGAUGUCGCACCCUCAGCCAAGCAAACUGUCAAUGCAGCCAUCCGACACAAGAGCCAGGUUCGUUCGGGAGGUAACAUGGCUGCAGCAUCGAGCCAGUUGGCCUCGCAGGGCAUGUUUGAUCCACUCUCAUUCGGUCAGCCUUGGAUGCCUGCGGCAGGUGGAAUGCAGCACAACAUCGUUGGCGGUGCUAUGGGCGGCAUGGGCCCAUCCAUGUCUUCUUCAUCCGGCUACUUUGGUGCAGGCAGUAGUAUGCCCGGUCAAGCUCAAGCAGGUUCCUCUUCCUUCAACCCGACUAGAGCACAGUCGAUUGCUAACAUGUCCAUCCCGAUGCCUUCCAACGACCGACUGCCCAUCUUUGUCUCUCCCACCACCCCUGGCUUUGGAUUGACGCCCGGUGGAACCGUGACGACGCCUGGCGGACGACGGUUCAGCUUUUCCGAUGUAAUGACCCGUGGAUCAGACGGAUCGAUGCUGCAACGACCCGUGACGGCCAACUCGUUCUUGACGCCCAGCUUUUUCAAUAACGAGGUGUUUGGCAUGUCUGCAACUCCACCCGCGGUCGCAGGUGAAAUCAGCUCAAUCUCGCCGAGUGUCACCCCGCAGCCUCCACCGCAAGGCGCGACCAUGGACCGUCAGGCAACUCUGCAGCCGGCUGGAGGCAACGCUUCUUCUGCGCUAGAAACAUCUCCAACGCCUUUACCUGAUCCUCGCCAAAGUGCACAGCUCAUGUCACGGCCAGCUUCAACCGGUGUAGCACCGACAUACAACGAAGCAAGGUAUACAGCAGCACCGAGUGCAUCGCUUGCGUCAAGCUCGACCCUAGCAUCACCAGCGCAUAUCACUCGGCCCUUGACAGCGUUGGCGAAUCUGGAGGCACCAGCAUCGGCUACACAUCUGGUCCCACCGGCUGCAGGAUUUCCUGGACCAUUAGGAGGCCCAGAACUGCAUGCUAGCUCAGCUUCACCGAUGCCUCCUCACGUAUCAUCAAUUCAAGCUGUACCCAACGCUUCGUUCACCGCAAGCUCGUACCCCUCUGCCGCUGCUGAUCUCAAAGCCUCAUCAACACCACUCAGCUCUGCAACACCGGAAUUGAUACAGAAUCGUGUCAAGGCAGCUUCUGUAUCACAUCCAGGUCCAGGUGCCAGCGCCUCAAGAUCAUCCAUAUCAACCGACGAGGAAACACCACCUGGCAACAACUUCGUCCCCGAUAGCACCAGCGGCAGCAGUGACAAGCUAGACCCCAACACAGCAUGGCUUGGCAUGGCUCAAACGGCCCGAGACGCAAAAACUGGCCAAGCAUCGCUCAUACAACCAGUAGCCAUCAACGCAGCGCAAACAAUAGCAUCUGUACCCUUCGAUCUGAGCUUUGCCAACACUGGAACAUGA